Messenger RNA from Galleria mellonella (greater wax moth), 3562 nucleotides. RefSeq names its product zinc finger CCCH domain-containing protein 13-like. Gene Ontology annotation, cellular component: RNA N6-methyladenosine methyltransferase complex. NCBI's taxonomy places the organism in Eukaryota, Metazoa, Arthropoda, Insecta, Lepidoptera, Pyralidae. Gene Ontology annotation, molecular function: metal ion binding. The transcript is spliced from 9 exons. The record is from RefSeq and is a predicted model, not a curated record. Bases 109 to 3180 code for a protein of 1023 amino acids.
AAUGUAAUCUGUGGAUAAUAAACAAGGCAAUGGCGACUUUUAGACCGGUGAAAAUGUAUUUUUUCAAACGAUUUUAAUUGUAUGUAAGACCAAUGUAUUUCAUUUAUAAUGUCAAAGCAAGGAAAAAGAAAAAUAACUGUUGAAUUACCGAAAUCAAAAGAUUUAUCCAAUAGACCUAGUGUUUUUGAGCGUCUCGGAACUAAGAAAACUUCAAGUGCAAAAAAAACAAUUGAACAUUGUAGACAGUGGGCACAGCACGGCAGUUGCGCUUACGGUAAAAGUUGUAAAUUUGCAGCUACACAUACUUUAAUUAGUCCUUCUAAACAACGAGCUGCUAAUAAAGAUAGUGAAUCAAAACGUUUAAUUAAAGAUGAUGGAAAAAACAGAUUACAUUCUACUGUGGUUGUGAGAUCGGGCCGUAGCCCUGACGGCGAAAUUGACAAUUGGGAUCAAAAUGACCUAGAAUACGCAGAUACAGACGUUCUUGAGAAAAGAAGGCAACAAUUGCAACGUGAAUUAGAGUUGCAGUUGAAAAUGGACUCUGGAAAAGACAUGCGUAAGAUUAAGAAAAAAACUGUUUCCAGUACUUCUUCGUCGAGAAGUUCUAGUUCUUCGAGUAUGUCUUCGUCAUCUUCAGAUGGUAGUACAUCCUCAUCUUCCUCUGGAAGAGACACAAGAAGGAAGGUUAAAAAAGGAAAAUUAAAAAGGAAUUCUAGUUCAUCCUCAGAUGGUGAUAUUCCUACUAAAAAGAAAUUUGUUAAAGGUGAUUCACUAAAACGAGAUAAAAGCAAUACAAAAAAAAGUAAUGUAAAAAAAGAUGACAGAUUAUUAAAAAAAAAUGAUGUAAAUAAAAAAAAGCCUGUCACUAAGCCAGCUAUUAGUAAAAAGUCCCUGUCACCAGGUAAAAAAUCUGGUGGGACUCCCCCAAUUAGUUCUAAAAGUGUAACUAAACUCUCAACUAAACAUGGAAAAUCUCCACCAAGAAGAGAAAGAAAUAGGAGUGCCUCUCCUCAUUCUGUAAGGGAUAGGGAUAAAGAUCGUGAUCGUGUUAAAGAAAAAGACAGGGAAAAGGAUAGAGAUAAAGAUCGUGAUAAGGAUAGAGAACGUGCUAAAGGUCGCAGUAGAUCUCCUAGGAAAGGAAGAUCUAGGUCUCCAAGACUUAAGGAUCCUAGAAAAAAAGAAAGUUCUGAUAGAAGUAGACCAGUUUCUCCUAAAAAACAAGUUAGGAGAGAUGGUAGUUCAGAGAGGCAUCGAAAGAGAUCAGCAAGUAGAGAUCGAGAUAGAGGACGCGAUCAUAAAGAUAGGUCUUUAGAGAGGAGGAAAGAUAAACAUGAUGAAAAAGAUAGACAUGAUAGAAAGGAAAGAGGUCGUGAGAGAAACAAAGAUAAUAAAAGAGAUGAUAGUAAGCGAAGGGGUCGUGAUCGAGGAUUAGGUAGUAGAGGAGGGUCUGAUAAGGGUUUAGAAAAACCUAAUAAGCCCAUGGAGCGUCUACUGCCUAGACCGGAGGAACGUUUAGCUGCCCUUGCUGCUAUUUCCAACAGAAAUCUUGAAACAGAUAAGAAUUCCACCAAUUCAAAAGAUAGACAAGACACACAUUCCGAUAGAGGUGGACGUAAACUGGACAGACUUGAAAGAGACCGUUCUACUAAAAGAGAUAGAUUGGAUAGUAUGGACAGGGAACAAGGUGAUUAUGAACUUGGUAUGGAUCGUCAAUAUGAUAAUGAACAUAGCAUUGAACAAUAUGAUAGAGUAGAUGAAAGGUAUGAUGGUCCGAGAGAAGAUGAACGAUCACCAGGAUAUAGUAUACAAAACAGGGAUAGGCACUAUGACUCUGGCUAUGAUAUGUCUGGUCCUCCUAGAGGUUAUCCUGAUGAUGACGACCGAAUAUAUGGUGAUCAUAUGGGUGAUCAUAGAGGUGUUGAAAUGGGUUAUGAUGAUCGUCGUCCACAUCGUGAUCACUCAUGGGAGGGUCGAUCAACGUCACUAGAUCGUGAAAGGUAUAUGCAUUCCCAUAAAGAGUGGGACAAUGAGGAUUAUCGCCCUUCUGGAGAAUGGGGGAGAGAACGACAUUGGUCUAUGCAUGAGCAGAUGAACGAGUGGGGUGAUAAAGAUCCAGAGAUGGAAGGCUGGCAUCACAGAGGUCAUCCACCUGGACCCCAUCGUGGAAGAAUACAUGAUGAAUAUGGUGGUCGAAUGCGGAUGGAUCUUAAUAGAGGAGAUGGUAACAAAAGAAGAGUGGCUAGAGUUGAAUCAGACACACCAGCAAAAGAAACUGCAUCGCCUGCUCCCCAGCCUGUUGUAGUCGCACCAGCGCGACAGGAUACUGAAAAUGAUGAUAAACCUAUACCUGAUGAUCUCAGUGAAAUUAGCGACGAUCCAGAUGAUAUACUGGAAAGAGAGGAUAUGGUCGAUCAAAACAUCGACGAUGAUAGUCAAACCGCAGUGCCACCCGAUGAAGCCACGUCCAAACUUGACACCUCGGAGAAAGAAUCUACGCAGGACACAAGUGGGGCCGGAGAAGAAAAAGAGUCGCAAGAUGUUAAAGAUGAAGAUGAUGUUACGAAUAUGGACUUUGAAGAAAUAUCUGAUGGAGAAUUAGAAGAAGAAAGGACUCGAGCUGGUUUAGGGGAUGCUUUGGGAGUAGAUUGGGCAAGUCUUGUUGCCGAUGUACGUCGUCGCGAACAGACAACGCCUUCAGGCGGCGCCCGGGAUCGAUGGAGACCAGAACGAGUUCUUGCGCGGCUUGGGUUAUCUUUACAGAUGGCUGGCAAAGAUACUGUACAAGAUAUAUUAUACAAAAAUGCAGAUACUAUUCAAUCAAAGAAUAAAGUACCAGAUUCUAGUUCUACAGAAAUUUCAGAAAAAAGUCAAGCAGAACAAAAUGGCAAAUGUGAGACAGAGGAUGAACAGAAAUUGGAACCACCAUCAGAUGUCAACACCAUACAUCCAGUUGCUGCUAUUCAGGUUGCUAUCGAGAAAAGAAAAAGACAGCGUGCUGUGUUAUUUGGUUCUGGGUGUGAAAUUACAAGAGGGCUUAGUGCGAGAGGAGAUUUGGCGUUGCGCCGAUAUUUAUGUAAUUUGCCAGCUGCUGAACGUACAGGCCAAUCCCGUGUGACGCCUCAGCCUUCCCUAUUUCAUGCGGCACGGGCUUUGUUAAUGCAGGCACCAGUCUCUGGCUGACGAAGACAUUGAAUCCAGAACAAUACUGGAUCAGAUUGCAGUAGUUCAAGUGCAAUAUAUUGAGAACAAUUUUUAUUAACAUUGUGAUCAAUGAAAACGAGUUAUAAAUUCAUUUAAUAUCAAAACUGAAAUUGUGACAGUGACUAGUUCAAAUUGUGAAAUAUUACUGUGCUUUUGUUGGUACCUAUAUAAUCUGGUAACACUGAACUUCAAUCUAGUGUGAAAUAAUCCUAGGUAUUAUGUAUGUAGUGGUUGUCAUCUGAUGUUAAAUAACAUAAUCUGUAAGUUAUUCAGUCAUUUUUGUUUUCUAUAUAUUUGGUAAAGUUACAAAAAUAAUAAUUUUGUAAUUAUCACAAAUUUAAUUAAAUGCAUUAUUUGAAGA